This is a messenger RNA of Theobroma umbraticum, 756 nucleotides long. NCBI's taxonomy places the organism in Eukaryota, Viridiplantae, Streptophyta, Magnoliopsida, Malvales, Malvaceae. The record is from RefSeq and is a predicted model, not a curated record.
AUGGGCAAUGAUGAAUCUGUACAAGGUUAUGCAGUUAAAGUUCUUAAUGUUGUGAACCGUUUAAGGCUAUUGGGUGAAAAUGUCUCUGAGAAAAGGAUUGUGAACAAGCUCUUGCAAGGCCAUGUAGAGAAAGUUUGUAAGAAUCGAGGUGCUAAAGUGGAAGAGAAAGCUAUUGUUGUUGAGCAGAAGGACCAAGCUGAAAAAGAGGUUCUGUUUAUGGUAAGGAAGGCAAACAAUGAUGAAAAAAAGGACACUUGUUUACUGGAUAAUAGAUGCUCAAAUUACUUGACUAGUUACAAGGAAAAAUUUAUCAUGAUUGAUGAUAGUUUCAUAACAAAAAUGGAGAUAGGUAAUGGUGAUGUUCUUUUGAUUUAUGGAGCUGGUACAAUAAGAGUUCAGACACCUACUAGCCUUAAAUCAAUCUCAAAUGUUUUCUAUAUGAGUGUAGGCCAGCUUGUAAAUGAAAACUUUGAGUUGUCAGAAACAAAUGAAGAUUUAGAUGAGAAUGUUGAUAAGGCUCAUGUAAGAGAAACAAAGUCUUGGCAAGACAUUUAUUCUAGAUACUAUGUUGCAAUUACAGAAUCUAGUUCCUAUGUUGAAGCGGUUGCAGAUGGUAAAUGGAGACAAGCCAUGGAAGCUAAAAUGCCAAUGAUAAGAAAGAAUCAGACUUGGAUCCUUGUAGAUAAACUAGAUAAGCAAAAGUUUAUUGGAGUUAAGUGGGUGUACAAGACAAAGCUUAACUCUAACAAAGCUUAA